Messenger RNA from Nicotiana tabacum (common tobacco), 621 nucleotides. The record is from RefSeq and is a predicted model, not a curated record. NCBI's taxonomy places the organism in Eukaryota, Viridiplantae, Streptophyta, Magnoliopsida, Solanales, Solanaceae.
AUGACUUCUUUGUCAAAAUACGUCACUCCUACAUCUCAACCCCAAGAGCUAGCUCAAGCAGCGUUACAUGUGAGUUUAGUCAAGGCUAUCUACGCAAAAGCAUACGUGAAUAAGGUUUGCAAACAACUCCAACAAACAAAGGCUAAAGAUUAUCAAGUGGUGAAAAGUUGUUUAGAUCAAAUCUCAGAUGGUGUAUCCUUACUUUCCAACUCAGUCCAAGAGCUUCACCAUUUGAAUUUAGAUAAGGAAAGUGAUUUUAUGUGGCAUAGGAGUAAUGUUCAAACUUGGCUUAGCACAGUAUUGACUGAUGCUUUCACAUGCAUGGAUGGAAUAUCUGGCUACAAAAUAUUGGGUGGUAAAGUAAAGGCUACAAUUAAAGCUAAAGUUCUUAAUGUUGCACAAGUUACUAGCAAUGCUUUAGCUUUGUUUAAUGGAUAUGCCGUUAGGCAUAAAGUUUCUCAUCACUCUAGCUCUGGCCUUCUUCGCGUUCGCGAAGGGCCUGCCGUGCUCGCGAAGGGUAGAGGCCAAGAAGGCCUGCGAGUUCGCGAAAGGUUGCACGCGUUCGUGAUGAUCUGUCCCCCUAUCCAUCGCGUUCACGAGCCUUGGCUCGCGUUCGCGUAG